AAUGGCGGCGGGUCAAAAAAAUCGCCAAGCGCCAAAUUUUAGAAUUUAAUAAUUUAUAAAGUUUUAUUAAUUUCUCUGACAAUACGGUUUUUCAAGUCACAAACAUUAAGAAUUUAUUUGUUUAAUAUAUUGUGGUUACAUUUGCGCUAAUUUAAAUAAAAUGGAAACACCAGAAAACACGCCGAAAAAAUCAAGUGGAGCAAACAAUAUUCAUGAAGCGCCCACCCAACCCACUGCACAUUUAACACCACAAACUCCAAAUCGUGUGGUUGGCUCAUUGGUACUGCUAACGCAAAAAUUUGUGCAGCUUAUGAAAAGUAAUGGUGGAAGAAUUGAUCUUAAAGACGCGGCUGAUAUUUUGGAUGUGCAAAAACGUAGAAUAUACGACAUAACAAAUGUACUCGAAGGAGUUGGGUUGAUUGAGAAAUCCCGUUGCAGUAGUGUGGUGCGGUGGCGCGGUAACAUUGAUGGUCAUGACGAGGAUUCUAUUUUAAAAGCUAUAAAAACUCGUAAUAAAUGUUUGAAGACUUUGGAAGCCGACAUUGAUAUGCAGUUGGAUUAUGCCCGCCGUAAUUUGGGUUAUGUCAAAGAGGAUAGCAUUUGUAGGUCGUACGGGUAUGUAACGCGGGAUGAUCUGCUUUCGGUGUUUGGUGAAGAUGUAGUCUUUACGAUUCCCAGCCAUGAUGAGGAUGUACGGAUUGGUAGAACAAGGAGGUCUCUAUGUAUUUCUUUGGAUAACGGCAGUACAGUCGAUGUACGAUUGGUUACAGAUCAAGGACGUUGUUGCACAACACUACCGGAAACGGAAACUGCCCGAAACUAUUCACGUCUAGAAACCCCCUCACCUACUUUAUCCACUUCUUCAUCUACGCAUUCGACGGCUUUGACCACAUUGCAGCAAACUACCACCAAAGCGAACCUAGUCAAUGAGGAACACACGUACUUUUGUAAUCCUGAAAUGAAAGAAGAAAUGGAGGCGUUAGAAAAUAAAUUAACGGCUCGCAUUGUCUUGCAAAGCAGUAAAGUCGGUCAUUCGCUUCGAAGAUUUUUCCCCGAUUGCUUAAAUAUUGAAAAUCCUCCUUUGUUGCCUCUAGAUCCGCCGCAAUUAGAUUAUAAUUUCGUAUUGAGCGCCGACGAGGGUAUUUGCGAACUAUAUGACUUGUCAACCGAUUCUUAGUAUUGACGAAAUCAUUAAUUAAUAAUUGAGUAAUUGUGUGAUGAGUGAUCGUUUGAUAAAAUAUUAAGGUCUUAUUGGGUAGACUAUAUUUUGAAAUUUGGUAAAGAAACUCUGUAUAUUUAAGUAAGUUCAUUGUCUUCGCGCUAGUUCAAAUGUUACGAUUAAUCAGCAUCAUAGUUAAUUUCCCUUUAUGGCCUGAUAGUGUAUAUUUUAUAGAUAUAUUCAUUUUUAGUUGAUUUAAUUUUUAGAAAAAUUCGCAUCCUUUCUCUUUUAAUAUUUUAUUUAGCUAACGUUUAUGUUUUUUUUAAAAAGACAUUAUUAUUGAGUAAAAGAUAUAAACUUUCAUUUUUUUUUUAUUUUAUUAUUAAACGUCCCUUUUUGUAAGUUAUUUUUAAAAAUCGUGAAAUUAUUCUAUUUUUUUCUUGUAGGGGUAAUCAUUUUUUACAAUAAGAACAGAUACUUGCCUAUUCAUUUAAAUUAGAUUAAAGCUUUGGAGAAAUGAAGUAAAUGAUCAGCGUUGCGCUGUAUGUAU
Glossina fuscipes is the source of this 1709-nucleotide messenger RNA. RefSeq names its product transcription factor E2F2 (gene E2f2). Gene Ontology annotation, molecular function: DNA-binding transcription factor activity, RNA polymerase II-specific; RNA polymerase II cis-regulatory region sequence-specific DNA binding. Gene Ontology annotation, cellular component: RNA polymerase II transcription regulator complex. The record is from RefSeq and is a predicted model, not a curated record. The transcript has 5 exons. The coding region runs from base 161 to 1177 and encodes 338 amino acids. Gene Ontology annotation, biological process: regulation of transcription by RNA polymerase II. NCBI's taxonomy places the organism in Eukaryota, Metazoa, Arthropoda, Insecta, Diptera, Glossinidae.